AUGAGCUCCGCUCCUCAUAUGAGAUGGCACUAUGAACAUAGAAGGCCAACCGGUGUUCUAUGUCACCCGUCAGAUGGAGAAGCAUGGAAGCAUUUUGAUAGGAUGUUCCCGGACUUUGCAAGUGAACCAAGAAAUAUUAGGUUGGGAUUAUGUGCUGAUGGAUUCACUCCAUUUGCAGUCUCCGCCGCACCAUAUUCAUGUUGGCCAGUGUUUGUUACGCCGUAUAAUCUUCCUCCAGAGUUUUGUAUGACAAGUCCAUAUUUGUUCCUAACUUGCAUUAUUCCAGGUCCACGCAAUCCAAAAAGUUUGAUUGAUGUAUACAUGCAGCCGUUGAUUGAUGAGUUAAAGUUAUUGUGGCAUCAAGGUGUGGAAACCUAUGAUAUAUCAACUAAACAGAACUUCAGAUUGCGUGCCGCUUUAAUGUGGACUAUAAAUGAUUUUCCUGCUUAUGGAAUGCUAUCCGGGUGGUCUACUGCUGGAAAGUUAGCCUGCCCGACUUGCAUGGAAGACACAAAAGCGUUCACUUUGAAACAUGGAGGUAAGAACACAUGGUUUGACUGUCACCGUCGUUUCUUGCCAAUGGAUCAUGAAUUUAGGAGAAACACUAGUGCAUUUAUGAAGAAUCAAACUGAUUAUGAAGAGCCACCUUCAGUCUUGUCGCCAGAAGAAAUUUGGAAUAGAGUUAGGGAUCUACCUAAGGUAACAGAGUCUCCAUUGCCUAAUAAGAUACCUGGUUAUGGUGUUACCCAUAACUGGACUAAACAAAGCAUAUUUUGGGAGUUACCUUAUUGGAAGCAUAAUCUUCUAAGGCACAAUCUUGACGUCAUGCAUAUUGAGAAGAACUUUUUUGAUAAUUUGUUUAAUACUGUGAUGGAUGUCAAUAACAAGACAAAAGAUAACUUGAAGGCCAGGAUGGACUUGAAGGAAUAUUGUAGGCGAAGUGAGUUGUACCUUACAUACCUGAACAACAAGAUUCAGAAGCCCAAGGCUAGUUACACAUUCACUUUGGACGAGAGAAGAGAGAUUUGUCAGUGGGUUAAGAAUUUGAGUAUGCCGGAUGGAUACGCGUCAAACAUAUCUAGGUGUGUUGACAUGAAAGAAGGGAAGUUGAUGUCAAUGCAAAGCCAUGAUUGUCACAUUUUCAUGGAAUCAUUGAUGCCUAUUACGUUCAAUGCCUUGCCUGAUAGAAUAUGGAAGCCUAUCAUAGAGAUAAGCUUACUUUUUAAGGAGUUGUGUUCUAGCACAUUGAGGAUGGAGAAUCUAACUUACAUGGAGAGUAAUAUUCGCUUAACUUUAAAUAAGUUGGCGAAAAUUUUUCCUCUUGGUUUCUUCGAUGUAAUGGAGCAUCUUCCAAUUCACCUUGCGCAAGAGGCACGACUUGGAGGGCCAGUUCAAUAUAGAUGGAUUUACUUUGUGGGUACAUAUGGGCAGAAUGCUGUUUAUCCUAGGUUUUCAAAGUGGUUUAGAGAAUUUGUUCAUAAUCCAGCUAAUGGCAUACGUGAUCAAUUUCUGCAUGAUAUAGCUUGGGGACCUGAUCCUAGAGUUAGAAAGAUGUCUAGGUAUUGUGUUAAUGGGUACAAGUUCCAUACAAAAGAAUGGUCUAAGGGCAAGAAAACCAAUAAUAGUGGGGUGUGGGUGAAAGGUGAGGGGGGUGUUGAUUAUUAUGGUGUGAUUCAAGAGAUUUUAGAACUCGAGUACAGUGUUGGUUGGCCAAAGAAAAAGUUGGUACUCUUUUGGUGCAAGUGGUAUGAUCCAGCACCAAAUAGAGGUACGAAGGUGCACCCCCAGUACAAAAUAAUUGAAAUUAAGCACACGAGGGAUUAUCCAUUCUAUGAUCCAUUUAUCAUUGCACAAAAUGUAAAACAAGUGUAUUACACUCCUUAUCCUUUGUGCAAGAAUAAGUCCUCAUGGAGGGUGGUUAUUAAAACAAAACCCGUGGGUAGAGUGGAAGUCGAGGAUGUUUUGGAUGUAGCGUACCAAAAUGACAUUUCAACUGUUGAAGCAUUGGUAGAUGAUGAAUUAGCAGGUGAAUUACACCAUAGCGAAGGCAUCUAUGAAGAAUUUGAUAUUUCUGUCCUUAGAUCAAAUUUAAAUGAUGAUGGGGAAGGAACAUCCGGGGCAAAUGAGGAGGAAGACCCAGCCAAUUAA
Nicotiana attenuata is the source of this 2148-nucleotide messenger RNA. RefSeq lists its product as uncharacterized. Lineage: Eukaryota; Viridiplantae; Streptophyta; Magnoliopsida; Solanales; Solanaceae. The record is from RefSeq and is a predicted model, not a curated record. The coding region runs from base 1 to 2148 and encodes 715 amino acids. The transcript has 3 exons.